Haliotis rufescens (red abalone) is the source of this 2686-nucleotide messenger RNA. RefSeq lists its product as uncharacterized. The coding region runs from base 182 to 1966 and encodes 594 amino acids. Lineage: Eukaryota; Metazoa; Mollusca; Gastropoda; Lepetellida; Haliotidae. Gene Ontology annotation, cellular component: extracellular region. Gene Ontology annotation, biological process: carbohydrate metabolic process. The transcript is spliced from 2 exons. The record is from RefSeq and is a predicted model, not a curated record. Gene Ontology annotation, molecular function: chitin binding.
UUUCAAUCGUCCCUGUGUGUUUUGUAUCCAUUAUAAAAGGCCGCGCGGCACAGGUUAGAGGCACAGUCAGCUCAGCUGCUCAUUCAGAACAGGUGGAAUAGAUACACUGCAAGCCACACGGCGAGCUACACUUGUCUUUAAAACUACACUAUAUCUCGGAGUUAUACUGAAGUCUACCAUCAUGAUUCCUCAACUUGUCGUAGGAGCCUUGCUAGCAAGUCUUGCCUCAGCAGCAGUCAAGCUUGACAUUAAGUGUUCCGACCACGGAGCCUUCAACUGCCACUCCUCGGAUGCCGGAGCCUUCACCAGAUGCCUCGACGGUCAGCUCUACGAGUUCUACUGCCCAGAUGGACUCCACUUCAACACCCAGACCCAGACCUGUGACUGGCCCGAAUCUGCCGACUGUAGCUACAAACUCGGAGGAAGUGCCAAACAAGUGAAGAAAGUGGCUGAAUCUGCUUCAAAGGUGGGUGGAUCUGCAUCAAGCGGUUCCAGCGGUUCCAGCGGUUCCAGCGGCUCCAGCGGCUCCAGUGGUCAUGGUGCUACCCCCCAUCCCUGGUGGAGACCAAAGAACGUAGACCCUGCUUCAUGGGAAAGAACCGAUAACCUCUUCGAGCUUCCAUUCGACAAGGACAGCAGCGAUGGCGGAGAACACACAUCAAACUCUGGCAGCUCUGGUAGCUCUGGCAGCUCUGGAAGCUCUGGUAGCUCUGGCAAUUCUGGAAGCUCUGGUAGCUCUGGCAAUUCUGGAAGCUCUGGAAGCUCUGGAAACUCUGGCAGUUCGGGUAGUUCGGGUAGUUCCGGCAGCUCUGGUAACUCUGGUAAAUCUGGAAGCUCAGGCGAUCACUCUCACGGAGCGGGUGGUCACGGGUCCCCACAGGAACCGACUCACGACCACAAACCCGCCCCACAGCCUGAGAAACCCGUCCAUAACCCCAUCAGCGCCUCUGCUGACAAGACCCACAGACCAGACCACGGCAGCGUCUCCAAGCCUGAAGGAGAAUGUGGCCCCCACAACUGCAAGCUCCCCAGCUGCUACUGUCCCGGCUCCAGCAUCCCCCACGGCCUCUCCCCCAAGAGCACCCCCCAGAUGGUCAUGAUCACCUUCGACGACGAGGUCUCCGCCGCCUACUACGGCUACUUCCAGCGUCUGUUCCGUCCCGGCAGAUACAACCCCAACGGUUGCCCCGUCCGUGGUUGUCUCUACGUCAGCGGCUCCGGCACCGACUACGACCUGGUGUAUCCCCUGUACGCCAUGGGUGUUGAGGUCGCCAGCCACACCUUGUCCCACAGAUUCCCCCACACCUGGUGGUCCACCGCCUCGUACAGAGAAUACUACGAUGAGGUCAUCGGCAUGAAGAGAGCCCUCACCGAGAAGGCUGGCGUGCCCCAGGAAAGCAUCAAGGGUUUCCGUGUCCCCUUCCUUCAGCUUGGCGGCGACAAUAUGUACAAGACCCUUUACGAUGGUAAAUUCACUUACGAUACUUCCAUGUUCACCGGGGCUGUCUGGGAAGGCGGCGAACCAGUCUGGCCCUUCACCCUUGACUUUGUCCCCGGACAGUACUACUGUCAACACGGCCCCUGCCCACAAGACCAAUACCCCGGCCUCUGGGAGAUCCCUGUCCAGCGUUGGUACGGAGUUGAUGGUCACUCUUGCGCUAUGCCCGAUGGUUGCACUUCCACUGGUGAUGCUGACGAAGCUCUUGAAUUCUUCCGUAGCAACUUCCUCCGUUAUUACAACUCCAACCGCGCCCCACUUGGCAUUUUCGUCCACGCCAGAUGGUUCCACACAGAACAUCACAUCGAGGCCCUUGACCGCUUCAUCGACGAGCUGUUGCAGAUGGAUGAUGUCUACAUCGUCACACCGUCCCAGGUGAUUGAAUGGAUGAAGAACCCAACUCCUGUUCAUUCAGUUGGCGGCUUCGGGCCCUGGUCUUGUGAGGGAGGAGUUGACAAGAGGAAGUAAGCCUGAUAACGCUACACUAUAUAUGACGAGAAACAGUGAACUUCACUGAAAAAGUUCAAUGAUCUGUUAAACGAUGCACUUAAUACCAUCAACAAUCCCUGUUCAGAACAUUGCUCAACGUUUUCAGGUUUUUCAAGUUAGUCGUACUGUCAGGGUCACGUUCCUCAUAUCAUUACAAUUUCAGAGUGUUUAUCAGAUCAUUCAUUUGUAUUCUAAAAUACGAAGGCCAUUCAUUAUGAUCCAUUUCUCAUAUUUUGUGAUAAAUAUCUCCUUGAGAGUCAAACGUGACUAUCAUCUAUCCACAUACGCCAUCUCGUUUUCCUGUGUUCGUAUGUAUACCAUAUCUCUAUAUUUGAUCAAAAUCUAUAUUUUUCUUCGAAUUACAUACAACGUAUGUUUCAAAUCAAAUAGAAGAUAAUGUUUCUAAUGAAAUAGAUGAGAGGCAGCAAAUGCUGCAAGCCGUUGAGACGAGAGAAGGAUGCAUUUAUCUGAUGCUGAAAGUCGAGGAGAGAUUUGAUUGUACAUAAACCGUUAUGUUUGGAGUGUGUGUCUUGAGAGUGUGUGAUAAGGAUCCUAUGCAUGUAUGUAUGCGAAUUUUGAUUGUGUUGUAUAUUUACCUCAUUUGUGUCACAUAGUCUUGCCAUUGUAUCAUAUCAGCGGUCACAUGAAGGCUGUAUAUUGCUUAUAUCCCAUUGCAACAAUAAAACUUCAUUGAAAUUA